Molecule: messenger RNA, 409 nt
Organism: Racocetra fulgida
Lineage: Eukaryota; Fungi; Glomeromycota; Glomeromycetes; Diversisporales; Gigasporaceae
Source: the annotation of a GenBank genome assembly
UUUAGUAGAAAUGUCAACCUAUCAACAGCAAACCUCUUCACAACAAUAUUAUACUCAUUAUCGGCAUUUGUCACCUAUUGGAACUCUUGCUUUGGGCUCUGGUAAUAAUAAUGGUAUAGGUUCACAUGAUCCCAUAUAUAAUGCCAAUCAACAAACUUCAACAAAGGCUGGAAAUAAGUCUUUAAUUGUGUCAUCGGGAGUUGACACAUCAGUGGAUGCUUUUGCUAAUAGAACUUCGACUACACCUACGAUCAGGUCACCAAUACAAAAUCCUCAAGAUCUCGUACCUGGAAAAUCACCGUAUUCUUAUGCAACUUUGAUUGCUUGUGCAAUUAAAAAUUCUUCUGAUAAAAAACUCACAUUAAAUGAAAUUUACAAUUGGAUUGCGAAUAAUUAUCCUUACUAUUAG